UUUUAGCACCGGUCUAAUACUGUAACAGAGAUGACACACACGAAGCUGAAGUAUAAGCUUCUGAUACAGUUGCAACUUGUAGUAGUAGUUCUACUUUCUGUUACUCAAAAAGCAGUAGCUACACUUUGGUGUCCAGAUUGUGGGAAAACCCCAGUACCUUAUCCACUUAGCACUUCACAAAGCUGUGGUGACCAGUUGUAUAAAGUGAGGUGCACUACAGGAAAGCUAUGGCUCGACACUCUCAAUGGAUCAUCAUACAUAAUCACAACUAUUUCCCCAAAGAUCCAACAGCUAAUGAUCAGUUCACAAGAGUUCUACAGGAACAGUUGUACAAGAGCUGAUUUACGAUCUGGUGGAAUCUGGCUGAAUCAGACAUUACCAUUUAGCAUUACUGACAGUAAUACUAUCUUGAAGUUCAACUGCAGCAAGUCUACUGUGAGGCUAUCAUCUAUGGAUUGUACUUCCAGCAGUCCGUGUUAUAAAUACAUGAAUAAAAGGUGUAUUGGUUUACAUUGUUGCUCAUACACAACUGGGGGGUCAAAGACUGCAUACCGCGUUGAUAUUGCAGAGGCUAGUUGUACUGCAUAUGAGAGCUUUGUUAAAUUGAAUCCGGCAUUGCCUGUAAGAAAGUGGCCACAACCUGGGAUUGAGAUACAAUGGGAAACACCUCAAGUACCUAUCUGUACAUUACCUUUAGAUUGCCAUGGUUUGGCAAAUUCAACGUGUUUGCCUGAUCGUGCUGUUGCAGGACAGAAGAAGAGAUGCUUCUGCAAUAAAGGAUUUUACUGGGAUCCGAUCAAUGGCACAUGUCAGAUUCGGAAGUGUGAAGGAAAAAAGCGGUGUCCUCAUCACAUAAACCGUAAGAAACUAUAUCAUGGUUUAACAUUCGCAGCAUGUGGGACAGUAAUCAUCAUCGUAUUUUUGGUACUAGUUGACCAGCAUAAGAAGCAUAUCAAAAGGGAAGCUCAUCGAAAAUUGGUGAAGCAACGAGAAGAUGUAUUAAAUUCACACAACCAUGGGAAAGCUGCUAAACUCUUCUCUGGAAAAGAAAUGAAGAAUGCAACAAAGAACUUCUCCAAGGAAAAUCUUCUUGGUGUAGGUGGAUUUGGUGAAGUCUUCAAAGGAAACCUUGAUGAUGGAACCUUAGCAGCAAUCAAAAGGGCAAAACUAGGAAAUACUCUGGGAAUGGAUCAAGUCCUAAAUGAAGUCUGCAUUCUAUGCCAAGUAAAUCAUCGAAGCCUGGUUCGAUUGCUUGGUUGUUGUCUUGAUUUAGAUCAACCAGUACUCGUGUAUGAAUAUGUUCCUAAUGGAACACUGUAUGAACACCUACAUGGGCGGUACUCUAAUGAAUGGGGGACUCUAACUUGGCAAAGGAGACUCUUGAUAGCUAAACAAACUGCUGAUGGUCUUGCUUAUCUCCAUUUCUCUGCUGUUCCACCCAUUUUCCACCGGGAUAUCAAAUCAAGUAACAUAUUACUUGAUGAAAAGCUUAAUGCAAAAGUUUCAGAUUUCGGUCUGUCAAGGCUUGUUGACACUGAUGCAACCCAUAUAUCGACUUGUGCACAAGGAACGCUAGGAUACCUUGAUCCAGAAUACUAUCAGAACUACCAGUUAACUGAUAGAAGUGAUGUUUACAGCUUCGGGGUUGUUCUUUUAGAGCUUCUUACUUCCAAGAAGGCUAUUGAUUUUAACAGGGAAGAUGAUGUGAAUCUAGCUGUUUAUGUAACUAAGCUUGCGGAUAGAGAGAAGUUGUUUGAUGCUGUUGAUGCAGGACUUACAACACAGGCAAGCAACCUAGAACUUGAAACCAUGAAAGCACUCGGGCUUCUUGCAGUUGCAUGUGUGGACGAACAAAGGAAGAAUCGGCCUUCCAUGAGAGAAGUAACAGAGGAACUUGAAUACAUUAUUAGUAUCAUUGACAAAGAGACUAAGAGUCUUCUAUAG
Messenger RNA from Spinacia oleracea (spinach), 1944 nucleotides. Its product is annotated as wall-associated receptor kinase-like 20. Gene Ontology annotation, biological process: protein phosphorylation. The transcript is spliced from 3 exons. The record is from RefSeq and is a predicted model, not a curated record. Bases 31 to 1944 code for a protein of 637 amino acids. NCBI's taxonomy places the organism in Eukaryota, Viridiplantae, Streptophyta, Magnoliopsida, Caryophyllales, Amaranthaceae. Gene Ontology annotation, molecular function: protein kinase activity; ATP binding.